Messenger RNA from Spirometra erinaceieuropaei, 995 nucleotides. NCBI's taxonomy places the organism in Eukaryota, Metazoa, Platyhelminthes, Cestoda, Diphyllobothriidea, Diphyllobothriidae. The record is from the annotation of a GenBank genome assembly.
AUGCGUAUUCGCCUACAGCCUCGCAGGAGACCACAAGGUAAGCGAUCCCCAGGUAAGCUGAAUGUUGCCUUGUUGUCUUUGCCCGCUCACCAUCUUCAUUUCAGCAAUGAGCUAGCUCAAAGGCUAGACAACCUUCCUAUCGCUGCCGACGUCGCCGCUGCCGAGAACGCCUCCGUGGAGAACCGCUGGUGUCAACUGCGAGACACGGUCCAGUCGACGGCACUCGCCGUCCUCGGUCGCGCUCCCCGCCAACACCAGGACUGGUUCGACGAUAACGACGCCGCCAUCAACAAUCUGCUUGCCGAGAAGAACCGCCUACACAAAGCCUACGUAGACCACCCCACUGACGACAACAAAGCUGCUUUUUACCGCAGUCGCCGCCAACUUCAGCAACGACUGCGCGAGAUGCAGGACGCCUGGACUGUUCGCAAAGCUGAGGAGAUCCAAGGCUACGCGGACCGCAACGAAUGGAAGAACUUCUUCUCUGCGAUCAAAGCUGUCUACGGUCCGCCGACGAAAGGCACUGCUCCCCUCCUCAGUGCCGACGCUAGCACCCUCCUGACUGAGAAGACACAAACUGUACAGCGAUGGGCCGAGCAUUUUCAGGUGUCCUCAAUCGCCCUUCCGCCAUCUCUGACGCCGCCAUCGAGCGUUUGCCGCAAGUGUAGACCAACGUGGACCUCGACCUCCCGCCAUCUCUCCAGGAAACCAUCACGGCCGUGCAGCAGCUCUCCAGGGGGAAAGCACCCGGAUCGGACGCAAUCCCUGCUGGGGUCUACAAGCAUGGAGGUCCCCAACUGAUGGAUCACCUGACUGCGUUCUUCCAGGAGAUGUGGCGUCAAGGCGAAGUCCCGCAAGAUUUCAAGGACGCAACCAUCGUGCAUCUCUACAAGCGCAAAAGGGAAUCGCCAAGUCUGCGACAAUCACCGCGGCAUCUCCUUGCUGAACAUCGACGGGAAAAUCUUCGCACGAAUCCUCGUCAACCGUCUCAAUAA